Molecule: messenger RNA, 1158 nt
Organism: Cariama cristata (Red-legged seriema)
Lineage: Eukaryota; Metazoa; Chordata; Aves; Cariamiformes; Cariamidae
Gene: ARL5A
Product: ADP-ribosylation factor-like 5A
Exons: 5
Coding region: 73-501 (142 amino acids)
Biological process (GO): intracellular protein transport; vesicle-mediated transport; protein localization to Golgi membrane
Cellular component (GO): cytoplasm; trans-Golgi network
Molecular function (GO): GTPase activity; GTP binding
Source: RefSeq, a predicted model, not a curated record
AUUUCAGAGCACAAAGUAAUCAUUGUUGGCCUGGAUAAUGCAGGAAAAACGACCAUUCUUUAUCAAUUCUCCAUGAACGAAGUGGUGCAUACCUCACCCACCAUAGGGAGUAACGUGGAAGAGAUCGUGGUUAACAACACGCGCUUCCUGAUGUGGGAUAUCGGAGGGCAGGAGUCUCUUCGGUCCUCGUGGAACACCUACUAUACAAACACGGAGUUUGUGAUAGUUGUUGUGGACAGCACAGACAGAGAGAGAAUUUCUGUGACUAAAGAAGAACUGUAUAAAAUGUUAGCACAUGAGGACUUAAAAAAAGCAGGUUUGCUGAUCUUUGCUAACAAGCAAGAUGUUAAAGAGUGUAUGACUGUAGCUGAAAUAUCUCAGUUUCUGAAACUGACUUCCAUUAAGGAUCACCAGUGGCACAUUCAGGCAUGCUGUGCUCUAACUGGAGAGGGACUGUGCCAAGGACUCGAAUGGAUGAUGUCAAGACUUAAGAUCAGAUGAUUUUUAAUGACCUCUUUGCACAGACAUUGUUUAAAAAGAGCUGUACCCAUGAUUACCUUCACAGUGGCAGAAUUAAUGGGUUAGAUGUAUUUAUACGGAACUGAUCUCAACUUUGUUUUCUACGUAGAUGCACACACACAUACGUGUAUAUAAAUUAAGACCAUUCAGCAAAAAGAAAGAUGCAGUGGAUGGCUCCAGUUUGGUUUCCAGUUUGUUUUCCUCCGAGGAUGCGUUUAAAAGCUGUGAUCAACCUUCUUUUCAAGAUACAGCCACUCGGAACAGCCGAAUGUUGAGCGUGGUGAAGAUGAAGUGAGAGGAAGGAGCUUUUACUUUUGGGUUUUAUUAUUCCAUUGUAGUCCUCUCUACUCGAAGGUGUUGGCUUCAUUAUUCCAGUAAAUUAGCCAGCGAAUCAAGGCAUAGAUAUCAACUUUCCAGUAUUUUUAAGGUUACCGAUGUUACAAAUGCAAAAAUAUUUUCCUGUAUGUGUACUGUACAUAUUUGUGUAUAUUUAUACCUCAAUUUUAGGUUAAUUGCAAUCUGUUCAGACUAGUGUGUAAAGCUGAAUCGGUAUGUUGACAGUAGUACUAAUAUUUGACCUCGCCAUCACGUCUCAACUUCUUUUCCUUUGUUAUCUGUAUGGCUGUAACAUCCAUCAGA